AUGGAGAUAAAUGAUUUGUUGUGCACAUUUAAGUGUUUACGAGUGUUAUCACUAUCUCUCUACAAAUUCAUAAAUGUGUUGCCUGAUUCUAUUGGAAAUUUGAAACAUCUUCGCUAUUUGAAUCUUAAUGGCACCGAUAUCAAAGGCUUGCCUGAUUCUGUGUGUAGUCUGUACAAUUUGCAAACAUUGUUAUUGAGGAAUUGUAUUGGGCUUGUAGGGUUGCCAACCAACAUGAGAAGACUUGUAAACUUACGUCACCUAGAUAUAAGGGGGACCCGUUUGAAAGGGAUGCCAAUACACAUGGCUAAAUUGAGAAGUCUCCAAAAUUUAAGUGCUUUUUAUGUGGGUAAAGGAGAACAUAGUGGGAGUAACAUUAAAGAGUUGGGAGAGCUUCCGCAUCUUUCGAGCUCAUUGUGUAUAUCAAACUUGGAAAAUAUUUAUCACACAAGAGAUGCAAAGGAGGUUAAUUUGAAGGAUAAGAAGGGCUUGUCAGAGUUGGAGUUGAAAUGGGGAAGAGAUCAUGAGAACUAUGAUUCAGAACAUAAAAGAGACGUGCUUGAGCAGUUGUGUCCUCAUACGAACUUGAAAUCUCUCUCUAUCAUAUCUUAUUAUGGUGCAGAAUAUCCAAAUUGGUUAGGAGCAUGUUCAUUCUCUAAUAUGGUGUCCCUAAAGAUUGUCGAUUGUAAAUAUUGUUCCUCCUUGCCUCCACUUGGGCAGCUACCUGCCCUUAUGGAACUCUCAAUUGAAGGUUUAGAUGGAGUAUCAUGUGUGGAUAGUAAGUUCUAUGGGGAUGUCUCUUGUACAACCAACAAGCCAUUCAAAUCCCUUGAAAAAUUAACAUUUAAAGGGAUGCCAGAGUGGAAGGAAUGGUUUGUAUUUGAAGGUGAAGGUGAAGAUGAAGGCGGAGUUUUCCCAACCCUCCGAGAGCUUCGCAUUAUCAAUUGUCCCAAGCUUACAGGAAAUCUGCCCAGUUUACUUCCUUCUUUUAGUGUAAUUGAAAUUGAAGAUUGCCCCCAACUUGUUGCUUCACUUCCUAGCCAUUCGGCUCUCCAUGAAUUGGCCUUGACGAAUUGUGAUAAGGUGGUGUUGAAGGAAUUAUCACCUAAGCUGCAAAGUCUCGCAGUUGGAGGUUGCCAUACGUCUCUCCCUGAAGGUGGUCUACCCUCUACUUUAAAAACACUUCAAAUCAAUGGAGUACUUCAGUUGCCUGGGAGACGUUACUAUCCAUCAGUUGAGAGCUUGGAGGUAAAGAGAGGUCCUGGUUCACUUUGGUCUUUGCCAUUAGAGUUUUUCCCAAAACUCAAAUCUCUCGAAAUAAGGGGUUCUGAUAAUCUUGAAUCUAUUUCGGCAUCAGAUAAAUCUCUCUUGGAUCUAAGUUCUCUCACUAAAUUGAUCAUCUUUGGGUGCCUUAAUUUUGUAUCCUUUCCCAGCGGGGGAUUGUGCGCCCCAAAUUUGACACAGAUUUCUAUUUCUUACUGUGAAAAGUUAAAGUCACUUGCUGAAGGUAUGCACGCCUUCCUCCCAUCUCUUCUAUAUUUGGAGUUGUGGUACUGUCCAGAACUGGAAUCAUUUCCUGUGGGGGGUUUGCCCUCUAAUUUACAAAUACUUGAAAUCGAUUCGUGUGACAAACUCUUUCUCAGACACAUGGAGUGGGGUUUACAGAGUCUUCACUCUCUCAGAGAAAUUAAAAUUUGGUAUGAUGGUAGAGAAGUGGGUUCCUUUCUAGAGGAUGCGUCGUUUCCCCCUUCUCUCAUCCGCCUCACCAUUUCAUUUCCACAACUGACAUCACUCAAUGGGAAGGGAUUUCAACAUCUUACCUCGCUUAAAGAGUUGCAGAUUGGAUACUGCGAUAAGCUACAGUGCUUACCAGAAGAGGGCUUUCCCGCCUCCCUUUCUACUCUAGAUAUUUGGAACUGCCCUUUGCUAAAAAAGCGAUAUCGGAGAAAGAAUGGAAAAGAAUGGCGCAAAAUUUCUCAUAUACCCAUCAUAAUGAUCGACAAUGAAGUCAUCACAUAAGCUAAUGAGUCCAGAAGAACUACUGCCCAGUGUCAUUUUCAGUUGUCAAUAACAAGAGACACACCUUCCGUCAAUUUCAUGCCACUGCUAGCUGCUUAUCCUUUUACGAUGUGUAUGAACUCCUAUAUGUUUUCAAGUCAUUAUAAAGUCCUUUACUCUCAUUAUUGCUGGAGCUGCUUUCGCCUCGUUAUACAUUCAUUGCAUUUCUAGUUUGACCUUUUGAAGUACAAGACAGGAUUCAUUUAACCUAAGGUAAGAAACUGGGGCAGUUCAAAGCUAGUGCUGCUUCAAUAGCUGCUAAUAGCAGUUGAAACUCGCUACUCAUGUCUUGAUGGGGACUUGUUCAGACUCUCUCUUUUUGAGUUUUGGGAAGUUUUGGUGAAUGGGGGAAGAUGUGAAGUCAUCUCCAAAGGACAGGUUGCUGCUUUUGGUUCUUUGUUCUCUUUCAAAGUUAAGAGAGUUCAAAAGGCUCAGCACGUGACCGCUCUUGUAGAGACAAUGGUGUCAGAGGCAGAGGGAGAGAACUGAUCAAAGUCUGGGAAGGUGCUUUUACAUGACAAAUCAAGUCCGAUCAGAACACUCAUGUUAUUACCAACAAUCAUUAUCAUGCUUUUUAAGGCUAGAGAUGCUCUGUACUUCUUAGGUUUUCAGACACAAAAUGUGUGAAUGUUGAGGCCUCAGAAAAUAGCAUACAAGCCAAGAUAUCAAUUGUGACCGUAAAUUCAUGAUGCCUUUAGAACUUCCUCAUUUUUCAUCUCUUUUUCUAUCUUCCACGAAAACUCUGAAAAUGUAGCUGGAAUCUGCUGAGAAGACAUGGAAAGAGUUAUCGAUACUGUAAAAGUUGUAAGUAGAUUGAUUUCAGAAUCAUGUUUGUUUGUUUGUGUGUUUAGGGCCAAUUAUAUAUUUAUUGAAUUAAUUUGUUGUCUCUGUACUUGUAUGUCCUUCAACAUCCUUGCAUACAUAUGGAUGAUGAAAUCAUUACAUGAACUAAAAUCACAAUGUGACCCUGUUUUAUAGUCAGGUAAUGUGUUGUAGUGUUGUACUCUACCCAUUUUAGUUAGAUUACAUUUAUAUUUAUUCGUCUAUUUAUUUUUUGAUAAAUAUAGUACAUGUUAUCCAGAGAGAUGGGCUGCCUACCUCUGUUUCUUCACUGAGGAUUGGUGAUUAGUCUCCUUUGUUGAAGGAAAAGUGCCACGAUGAGAAGAGGGGAAAAGAAUGGAGCAAGAUUGCUCACUUCCCAUCAUAUUAAUUGCUGAUGAUCAUAUGAAACUGAAAAUGUAGACAAAAGUCCUCAUCACUUGUUUUCCUCAUUCACAUGCAGCAACAUAAUAUUACAGUUUGAAAUAACAUUUUAUUGACCAGUCGCAGGAAGAGGCUAUGGACUUAUCAGCUCACUACCAGCCAUUGCAGUUCAGCUUUUAAAAUGUUCAUGGGAUUGGCAUGAGGAGGCACGGAUGGCUAUAUAUCUGGAAGUGAACUCUAGGCAAAUCUUAAGCGGAUGGAUACAAGUUAUGCCUUGGAAUGAACGACAAUUUUGAAUCCGCUUUGAUUUUUAUUUUUUUCUUUACUUUUCUUUCUUAAUUUAUUUUCAAGGGGUGUUGCACUAUUCUACACGUUUUUCAAACAACAAUAUGCUAUAAAUAGCCAUAUGAGAUUUCGGUU
Messenger RNA from Quercus robur (English oak), 3678 nucleotides. Its product is annotated as putative disease resistance protein At3g14460. NCBI's taxonomy places the organism in Eukaryota, Viridiplantae, Streptophyta, Magnoliopsida, Fagales, Fagaceae. The record is from RefSeq and is a predicted model, not a curated record. The transcript is spliced from 7 exons. Bases 1 to 2016 code for a protein of 671 amino acids.